This is a messenger RNA of Eupeodes corollae, 613 nucleotides long. RefSeq lists its product as uncharacterized. The coding region runs from base 85 to 588 and encodes 167 amino acids. The record is from RefSeq and is a predicted model, not a curated record. Gene Ontology annotation, molecular function: sterol binding. Lineage: Eukaryota; Metazoa; Arthropoda; Insecta; Diptera; Syrphidae. The transcript has 3 exons. Gene Ontology annotation, biological process: sterol transport.
UUAUAAAAACUUGAUUUCUAUUUCGAAGAUUUUCACUUAACGUUUUUUCUUUGAACUGUGAUGUCUGGAAGUUUUACAUUUUAAAUGUUUCGUUCAGUGAUUUUGUGUUUCGCUAUUUUUGCUGUAUCUAUUUCUGCAACCAAUGUCAGAAGGUGUACGAAAAACAGACCCUUCCCACUGUCAGUUAUUAUUGAAGGAUGCGACAUUAUGCCAUGUGAAGCUAUAAAAGGAAAUGUUGCAGUUAUGACAGCUACAUUUGUUGGAACACACGAUGGCAUUAAAGCAAUUACUACACAAGCAAAAGCUUCAGUUGUUGGCUUGACAGUUCCGUAUAUUCUUCCCGAAGACGUUGCUAAUGUAUGCGCCAAUUUAAUGGAUGGAGCCACAUGUCCAAUUAAUGAAGGCGACGUUGUCACCUACAGUUUCAAGUUUCCAAUAGAUCAUUCUGAACCUGAGCUUUCUGUUAAGAUGGAAACUUCUUUUGUUGAAGAUGAAACUUCUGAAUCCAUUGCUUGUUUUGUUGUUGAUAUUAAAGUUAAGAAAAGCGAUAUUGAUGAUGACUCUCUAUAUGAAACUAAUAUUAUAUAAAUAAAUGCUUAAAUCUAAAUAUUUA